Molecule: messenger RNA, 2106 nt
Organism: Penicillium argentinense
Lineage: Eukaryota; Fungi; Ascomycota; Eurotiomycetes; Eurotiales; Aspergillaceae
Product: sodium:solute symporter family protein
Exons: 12
Coding region: 1-2106 (701 amino acids)
Biological process (GO): urea transmembrane transport
Cellular component (GO): plasma membrane
Molecular function (GO): urea transmembrane transporter activity
Source: RefSeq, a predicted model, not a curated record
AUGGCCCAAUUGCAUUCCCGCGAUGGCAUCUCGACAGUUGAGCCACCCCUAUCUCAGGCAGUCGGAUAUGUUGUCGUCGUUGCAAUCGGUAUCAUUGUUGCCUUUGUUAUGAUGCUGGUCACAAAGAUUCUCAAGAAGACCACCGGUGAAGAUAAUAAAAAGACGGAAAUGUUCAUGACGGCCAAUCGAACUGUUCGAACUGGUCUAACUGCGUCAGCUGUGAUUUCGUCCUGGCUAUGGUCUACCGCGCUGCUCGGAUCUUCAUUUGUCGGUUAUAGCUAUGGCGUUGCCGGGCCCUUCUGGUUUGCUGCCGGUUGUAGCCCCAUGAUUGUCUUCUUCGCGCUGCUCGGUAUCUCUUGCAAGAGAAAGAUCCCCGAGGCCCACACCUCCUUGGAGGUCGUUCGAAUUCGCUAUGGUCGGGUGGCUCAUAUCGUAUUUAUGGUCCUUUGUCUCAUUAACAACAUCUUUGCGUGCGCCAACAUGCUCCUGGGAGCCGCCGCGGUGAUCACAGCUGUCUCUGGAAUGCAUAUAAUUGCUUCGACUUUCCUUCUUCCGGUCGGAGUGACAAUCUAUACUUUUGUGGGGGGUAUCAAAGCAACAUUCUUGACUGACUAUUUUCACACGGCAAUUAUCUUAAUCAUUGCAUGCUACUUCUCCGUCAAAGCCUUCUCGACCGAUCAGGUCGGUUCCAUUGAGAACUUAUUUGAGCUGGUCCAGGCAGCAGCCCAGCGGCACCCAGUUGCCGGGAACCAAGGUGGAACCUAUCUAACAAUGACAUCGAAAAGCGCAAUCCUGUUUGCAAUUCUGCAUACCUGUUCCAAUUUUGGUCUUGUAAUUAUGGACACGAGCUACUUUAUCAAGGCUUUCUCGGCAUCUCCAUCUUCAGUGGUGCCCGGAUAUACCAUUGGAGGCAUUGCUUACUUUGCCAUCCCUUGGGCCCUAGGUACUGUAAUGAGCUCCGUAGCGCUCGGCCUGGAAAAUCAACCAAAUUUUCCGACUUUUCCGAGAAGAAUGACCUCUUCAGAGGUCAGCAACGGCCUCGUGCUGCCCUAUGCCGCGGUCACAAUUGCAGGCAAAGGCGGUGCUGCAGCCUCGCUAUUGAUAACCUUCAUGGCUUGCACUUCAACUCUCUCAGCACAAGUCAUCGCUGUCAGCUCUAUUCUCAGCUUUGAUGUGUAUCGUGAAUACUUCAAAAAGUCAGCAACCGACCGAGAGUUGAUCAGGUCCAGUCACUUUGGCGUGGUUUUCUUCGCUGCCUUCUCCGCUGGGUUCAGCACAAUGCUACAUUAUGUUGGGAUUGACCUUGGUUGGACACUUUACAUGCUUGGUGUUGUCACCUGCCCUGGUAUCUUCCCGAUGGUGUUUACCAUCCUUUGGCGUCGACAUAGCAAAGCAGCCGCCAUUCUAUCUCCAAUCCUUGGCUUAGCCACCGGACUGGCUGUCUGGCUGGGCACAGCCUCUCAUUUUGGAGGAGAGGUCUCUGUCGCAACAACCGGUGAGGUACUCCCGUGUGUCUAUGGCACCGUGGCCUCUUGCUUUUCGCCAAUCUUCUACUCAAUCGUGAUCACUUUUAUCAAGCCUCAGGAUUACGACUGGGCCGAGUUUAAAAAGGAGAAACUUUCUCUUGAAAAGUUAGAAAGUGAUCUUACUACCGCUCAUCAUCGCGAAAGACAGAGUCCAGAUGAUCCCAAUACCAUUGAGGAUGGGGGCACUCGCAGUGCCAGUUUCGAUGCGCAGGAACUGAAGCGAUGGGGUCGAAUCGCGGCCUUGUGGUCGGUCGCAACUUUUUUAGGACAUUGGGUGAUAUGGCCGUUGCCGAUGUACGGAUCUCACUACGUUUUUGAGAAGAAGUUCUUCGUCGCCUGGGUUGUGGUUGCUGUGAUUUGGCUUUGGGGCACUAUGCUUAUCGCGAUCUUUGCACCGCUACUUGAUGGUGGUAUUCAACAAAUUGUUCAGGUCUACCGUGGUCUCACAGGGAAAGACAUUCCCGCAAGCGCAAUCUCCACUGAGGAAAAGCAGGGCACAAAGACCUCCCCAUUCUCGCCUUCUGAAAGCUCGGUUAACGAUGUUGCGCGAGGCAAGGAGUCUGGUAGUGAGGCUAUUUAA